Messenger RNA from Ictalurus punctatus (channel catfish), 3409 nucleotides. It is a transcript of the gene inhbaa, whose product is annotated as inhibin subunit beta Aa. The transcript is spliced from 2 exons. Gene Ontology annotation, cellular component: extracellular region. NCBI's taxonomy places the organism in Eukaryota, Metazoa, Chordata, Actinopteri, Siluriformes, Ictaluridae. The record is from RefSeq and is a predicted model, not a curated record. Gene Ontology annotation, molecular function: cytokine activity; growth factor activity. Gene Ontology annotation, biological process: BMP signaling pathway; SMAD protein signal transduction. The coding region runs from base 517 to 1710 and encodes 397 amino acids.
CCUCGUGCAUAGUGAGCAGUCCCAGAGCUCUACACUGCUUCCCCAGGGCUCGUCCACAAGACGCCUGCCUUUCCCAUCCAAACUUCUCAGAGAACCAGAAGAAAGAGAGAGAGAGAGAGAGAGAGAGAGAGAGAGAGAGAGAGAGAGAGAAGGAGAAAGAACACCUACAAGUGAAGCAGCCGGCAGAACUAUUCUUCCUCUUCAAUCAUCACCUCUCGUCACAGCAGCUCUCUUUUUAGCAACAAGGAUUACCCUUUUUUAAAUCCUUUGCUUCAUUUCAGUAGGUGAAACUUUUUCAAAAAACUUUUAAGCCAAUACUUUCUUUUUUUUUUUCUCUCUCCAAAGCUGUCAGACUGAAUACAUCCACAGAGACAAGAAAGGUAGUUCCUGGAGGGACAUUUGAUCAAGAGGAAAAAGUUUUUCUUCUUCUUCUUCUUCUUCUUUUUUUUUUUUAAUUCUAGUUAGUUAGGCUGGUGUGGUCAUUUUGCAUCAUUUCUUCAGCCUCCUGCUCCAAGGAUGACGCUCCUGCCUGCCAUGAGUGUAGCACUGCUGCUCCUGGCUCACUGCUAUUCUCUUAAUGCCAUGGCCACCUCGGGCACCUUGGCAUCCUCGCCCUCUUCAGCAUCGGACUGCCCUUCUUGUGCCAUGGCACGACUGCGGAGGAGUGGUGCGGAGGUGCUAAUGGAGGAGGAGGAGGCGCAGCAGGAUGUUGUGGAGGCGGUGAAGAGGCAUAUCCUCAGCAUGCUGCACCUGCAGGAUCGGCCCAACAUCACACACCCAGUGCCCCGCGCCGCCCUGCUCAAUGCCAUCCGCAAGGUCCAUGUGGGCCGCGUGGCCAAGGACGGCAGCGUGCUGAUCGACGACGAGCCUCACGGACGCCUCGAGGCCGAGAACAGCGAACAGACUGAAAUUAUCACCUUCGCAGAAGCCGGUGAAACCCCAGGUCUGAUAAACUUCCUCAUCUCUAAAGAGGGUUACGAGAUGUCUAUGGUGGAGCAAGCCAACGUCUGGGUCUUCCUGCGGCUCCCGAAGGGCAACCGCACCCGCACAAACGUCACCAUUCGACUGCUCCUGCAGCAGCCGGACUCUGAGGAGAAGCUGGUGGCUGAGAAAGCAGUCGACACUAGACGCAGUGGCUGGCACACUUUCCCCAUAGCAUCUAGUAUGCAGUCUCUACUGGAACGUGGCAUAAGUGCACUGAACCUGCGUGUCUCGUGCCCAUCAUGUGCUGAUGCCCGUGCUACACCGGUCCUGGUCACUCCCGGAGGCGGAGGAGAGCGAGAACAGUCUCACCGGCCCUUUCUGAUGGCUGUGGUUCGUCAAAUAGAGGACAAUGGGCCAAGACGGCGCCGUAAGCGUGGUCUCGAAUGUGAUGGCAAGGUGCGUGUGUGCUGCAAGCGUCAGUUCUACGUGAAUUUCAAAGACAUUGGCUGGAAUGACUGGAUCAUUGCACCGACUGGCUACCACGCCAACUACUGUGAGGGAGAGUGCCCGAGCCAUGUCGCCAGCAUCACAGGUUCAGCACUUUCCUUCCAUUCCACCGUCAUCAACCACUACCGCAUGCGUGGCUACAGCCCCUUCACUAGCAUCAGGUCGUGCUGUGUCCCCACACGCCUCCGUGCAAUGUCUAUGCUCUACUACAAUGAGGAGCAGAAGAUUGUCAAGAAGGACAUCCAAAACAUGAUUGUGGAGGAGUGUGGCUGCUCGUAAGACAAAAAACAAUCAAACAAACAAACAAGCAAACGAACAAACAAAAAACUAAAGACAUACAAAGACAAGCAAAAGAGCAGGGAAGGACAGAAAAGAGUGCAGAGUUUGGCUUGCAGGCCAGGGUGGGGAGGGAACAGGGACCAGUGCCCUAACGGUAAGGACUUGGGCAAAAAGAAAAAAGGAAUGAGGUGAAGGGAUGAAGGAAAGAGCUUGAUAGAGCUCUCUUCAUUUCUCUAUCACACUCAGUCUCCAAUACAACGACAGGCCUCUCUCUCGACACGGUGGCUGCUUGAACUUGGCCGUCUGAAAAUCCAGGGGGUAUCUAUAGCUUGGAGCAGUUUCUGUGGCACUUUCAGAAGAAAAAAAAAAAAAAAAAGAAUAUAUAAUAUAUUUUUGCUACAAAGCUGAGGGAAAGGGGUGAGAUGAUAUUUAUGUGAGCGAGAGUGCAGUGCGGUCACUCCGAACAUGCCCCGCAUAAGGGAGUGACCAUGAUGAUGAGGUGCCUGAAAAAGCAAAUCUCAAAACUAUGCAACUUGUCAAGUAUUAAGAUUUAUUUUUCAUCUGUGUUGUUUUGGUUAACUAUUUACUUUUACAAACUAAAAAAAAAAAAAAAGAGAAGUUGACUUUUUAUACUUUUUUGAAAGUAUAUUUGAUGUCUUAUGUGUGUUUGUAUGUGUACAUGUGUGUGUGUGUGUGUGUGUGUGUGUGUGUGUGUUGUUGAGAGAUACUUGAAAGAAGUUUGACGGGCUGCUGGAACCAAACAUUUCUGUUUUUUUAUUAUUAUUAUUCUAAUUAUUAUAACUUUAUGUUAAUAUUAUUAUUAUUAUUAUUAUUAUUAUUAUUAUUAUUAUUAUUAUUAUUAUUAUUUUCUGUUUCUUUUUACUAUUUUAAAAAUGAGACGUUACGAACGUUUACAGUUUGCACUAUAUCAUCAGCAUAGCCACAUAUACGAAUGGUAUUUAGCAAAAGACAAGAAGCACUUCAAAACGGACAAAAUUUCAUUCGAGUAGGUUUGACCAGGUGAGAAUGAUGGGUUAGGAAUGAUGAGGAGUGAGGAACUGUAAUCUGGACAAAACCUUGUACACACCUGCAUUGUGUUGUUUUUUCGUUUUAUAAUUAAACACCAAAGACUUUAAGUUGAAACUACAUACAUAUAGUUUUUUUGUUAAAUUUGUUUUCUUUUUUUUUUUUUAUUUUUUUUUUUUAGAACAAUCUUUCACAAAGACAUCCAGGUCAAACCCAAGUAAAUGCCCUGAAUGACUGAUACAUCCCAUAAUAAUUCUCAAUCUUUUGUGCUUUUUUUUUUUUUUUUUUUUGCACUGCUGCACUCUCCAUGUGUGUUUAGCCAUCUAAAUGUUACACACAGCACUUAAACCAACAUUUUUUGAGUUUUCUUCUUACUUUUUUUUUUUUAUAAUGAAAAUGAAUGUGCAGCAUUGAUAUUUAAAGAAAUUGGGAGAUGAAUUGCUGAAUGAUGUUUAGGUAUUUAUAAAAUAAUUCAUCAAAUAUUGGAAGGACCCUGUAUGACCCGAAAAAUGUCACCAUUUUGUUAAACGUAAUUUUUUUUUUAUCUUCUUCUUCUAAAAACAGGUAACUACAAUGUUAAAAGAAACGAAGCAAUUGUUUAGCAUAAAAAUUCUUAAUUCAUGAGAAAAGCUUAUUGUCAGGAUGUGUGUGAAUGCAUACAAAAAAAAAACAA